GCCAGCUAGUGUGAAGUGACUUGAGUAAUGGCUAGAGGGGACACGAGAUAGCAAACGAGCUUACAAUUAUUCGCUUAUUUUUAUUGUUUUAUCGAUACUGGAAGUCCAGCUGGUAUUUGUCUUACUCGGUGUUUAGCUCGAGGGCUCGGUUUGGGCUCGCUUCUUUUGUUUACAUCCAUACUGCAUGCAGUGGAAUGGCUGAAGUGCCGCCUGGGCCUAACACACUGCCUGCGUCCUCGGCCGAAAUUAUAUCGCUGCCCGUGGAUGGCUGCUCGUUCCUGGGGAACAAUGAGACAUUGGACCGCGGCCGAGGAGACGUUAUAGCUCCGGGGACAGAGGCGCAACAAGCCACUGAGCCCAAAGGGAUCGUUAAACCGAGCCAGAACAGCGUCCAUCACCUGAACUCGCCUGCUCUGCUGUGUUCCUCACCGGCCCAGCUCAACGGUAUCGCCAGCCAUCCGGAGCACGACGAGCACCGCGGCCAUAAAACCGCUCAAAACCACGUCCAGCAUCGAGCUCACAGAGCGCCCGACUGUCAGCACAUCGCCUGUGAAUAUGUGGACAGCUUCGACGAGCGGGCAAACAGGAAAUUAGCGUAUAACAACCGCGACAGCUCGCUACCCAGUAACGGAGUCGACUCCCCCGAUCCCCCGGCCCUAACCGAGUCCGGCUCUUCGGAGAGAGAGAGUCCAUGUCUGAAAGCCGAGCUCGGCAGGACUGUGUGUCGCUCCGAGUGUACCGAUAAUGUGCAGACAUCAGCAGGGGACAGAGAGCGAGGCCCAGGGCCGCAGGGAGACGGUGCUGUGGAGGCACCACUAGAGGAUCAGAUAGCGAAGCUGUCAGUGAGCACACAGGCAGAGGAUCACAGCCCCAUCACUUAUGUGAGAUACGAGUCCGAGCUGCAGAUGCCGGAUAUAAUUCGGCUGAUAACUAAAGACUUGUCCGAGCCUUACUCCAUAUACACUUAUAGGUACUUCAUUCACAACUGGCCUCAGCUCUGCUUUCUGGCAAUGGUGGAGAAAAAUUGUGUUGGUGCCAUUGUAUGCAAGUUGGACAUGCACAAGAAGAUGUUCAGACGGGGAUACAUUGCCAUGCUCGCUGUGGACUCCAAAUUUCGCAGGAAAGGCAUCGGUACAAAUCUUGUUAAAAAGGCCAUAUAUGCCAUGGUAGAAGGGGACUGUGAUGAGGUGGUGCUGGAGACCGAAAUCACCAACAAAUCAGCCCUAAAACUUUACGAGAACCUGGGCUUUGUCAGGGACAAGCGGCUGUUCAGAUACUAUUUAAAUGGAGUGGACGCUCUCCGGCUCAAGCUGUGGCUACGCUGAGUUCGCCUGUGACGUCCUGGACUGUCCCUCAAAUUUCUCUGUCCUCCUGUCCCUGUGUCCAAGUGAGUACGUAGAGUUGGCCUCCAGCAAGCCACAACAGGGAGGCAGACGCAUGAAAAACGAGAAAAAAAUGUAAUAAAGAGUUUUACGAACCUUUCUCCGUGCGAGAGAAGUUAUUGCAAAAAAAGAAAAAAAAAAAAAGAAAACAACAACAAAAAGGGGGUGCUAAUAUUUAAAACAUCCACUGACUCUGAAGAGGAAAAGUUUUUGGAUUUUACUGUUGUCCAAAAGCCUGAUUGCAGGUCGUUGUGUGAACGCAGGACAUUAGCAUCACCUCUAGGAGUUGUGUUGAACUGGAUCGGGCUAAGGGAAAACAAACAAGGCAUCAACCUCUAUUCUUUUAUUUUUUAUGAGUAAUUGUAAAUGAGGGGUGGAAAAUAAACUUCUACAGUCAAAACAAAUUAAACCCGCGGAAAAAAAUAGAAGCUACACUAACAAAUCUGAUUUAUCUUUUCUUUCCCUUUAUUUUUGUUUUCUUCAGAAAGGGGGUUUAUUGGGAUGUUCUGAUUGUGUUAGAAGCCAAAGCAGUGGCUUGUGUUUGUGUAUGUGUGUUUGUGUGUGGGGCUAAUCUUUUAUGUGUGUUUUAUUCCCUAUAUUUGACCAGACCAAGCUCUUUUCAUUGUAGGAACACAGCUGCUUAAGCCAGAUAUGCACUUCUCGAUAAAGGAAGACACAUCAUUGCACUCAGAGAUAUUGUCCAUACAUACAAAGCCACUAAAUUGUUCAAAAUGGUGAAAGUAAAUCGGCUGUUACCAGAAAUAACUGUCUGCUACUAAAUUGUGCCAGAAUUAUCCUAUUCUUCUCUUCACCGGUUUUCUUUAGAUUGGGCACAUACAACUCCAGUCCUCCAGUUUGUUGAUUUUCAGCUCCUAAAACUAGUAAUUGUUUGAGCCCGAUGGUCUUGAGAAGAAAUCACCAAACUGUGCCCAUCAGUUGAUUUACAAUGUACUGCAUUUUGUUUUAUGCAUUUAUUUUUUUUUUGGCUUGUUUUUUUAUUUUUAACAUUUAUGAGCAGGUCUGAUUAAACUGUUUUUCAUUUUAUUUGCAUAUUCACCAUUCAGCACCAGAAACAUGCAAGCAAAAAAUUAUCCAUCCAUCUUUAUUAAAUGUCAGGGUGUUUUUAAAAUCAAAGAAAAUGAAUUACUGAAAGAGAUUCCCUUAAUACAAUGAAUAAAUUAUUCAACAACA
Messenger RNA from Clarias gariepinus (North African catfish), 2573 nucleotides. RefSeq names its product N-alpha-acetyltransferase 30, NatC catalytic subunit (gene naa30). Gene Ontology annotation, cellular component: NatC complex. Gene Ontology annotation, molecular function: protein-N-terminal amino-acid acetyltransferase activity. Lineage: Eukaryota; Metazoa; Chordata; Actinopteri; Siluriformes; Clariidae. Gene Ontology annotation, biological process: N-terminal peptidyl-methionine acetylation. The transcript is spliced from 4 exons. The record is from RefSeq and is a predicted model, not a curated record. Bases 195 to 1325 code for a protein of 376 amino acids.